This is a messenger RNA of Capsicum annuum, 1354 nucleotides long. RefSeq names its product auxin-induced protein PCNT115. Gene Ontology annotation, cellular component: cytoplasm. The record is from RefSeq and is a predicted model, not a curated record. The transcript is spliced from 5 exons. Lineage: Eukaryota; Viridiplantae; Streptophyta; Magnoliopsida; Solanales; Solanaceae. Bases 107 to 1177 code for a protein of 356 amino acids.
GUGUCUCAUUCAAAAUAAAAUUUCUCCGUACUUACCUACUUAUCCAAGUCCAUCUUCAGUCAACCACACACAGUCCAUAACAUAUUUGCAGAGUAAAUAAGCAUCAAUGGCAAAUGUACCAAGAAUAAUGAAAUUGGGGUCAGAUGGACUUGAAGUAUCAGCACAAGGACUUGGUUGUAUGGGGAUGUCUGCAUUUUAUGGACCUCCAAAACCUGAUGAUGAAAUGAUUCAACUCAUUCACCAUGCCAUUAAAUCUGGUGUCACCUUUCUUGAUACUUCUGAUGUUUAUGGACCUUAUACUAAUGAAAUCCUCAUUGGUAAAGCGUUGAAGGGAGGGAUGAGAGAGCGAGUUGUAUUAGCAACAAAAUUUGGUAUUGUUUUAGGAGACGAAAAGAAAGCAGAAGGAAAGAGAGAAGUGCAUGGAGAUACAGCCUACGUAAGGGCAGCAUGUGAGGCUAGCUUAAAGCGGCUUGAUGUUGACUGCAUAGACUUGUACUAUCAGCACCGAGUUGAUACGCGUGUGCCCAUUGAAAUCACGGUUGGAGAACUUAAGAAGCUGGUCGAAGAGGGUAAAAUAAAAUAUAUUGGUCUAUCGGAGGCUUCAGCAUCAACAAUCAGGAGAGCACAUGCAGUUCAUCCAAUAACAGCAGUACAAUUAGAAUGGUCACUAUGGUCGAGAGAUGUAGAGGAAGAAAUAAUCCCUACUUGCAGAGAACUCGGGAUUGGGAUUGUGGCAUACAGUCCACUAGGGCGUGGCUUUUUGUCAUCAGGUCCGAAGCUCCUUGAGGAAAUGUCAAAUGGAGACUACCGAAAGCAUCUGCCAAGGUUCCAAGCUGAAAAUCUUGAGCAAAACAAAAAGUUGUACGAUCGUAUUUGUCAAAUGGCAGCUAAGAAGGGAUGCACCCCCUCUCAACUAGCUUUGGCGUGGGUACACCACCAAGGAAAUGACGUGUUUCCCAUCCCGGGCACCACUAAGAUCGAAAACUUCAACCAGAACGUUGGAGCUCUGUCCGUAAACUUAUCUUCAGAAGACAUGGCAGAGCUAGAAUCCAUUGGUUCAGCCAAUGCAGUCCAGGGUGAUCGAUAUAUUCCCGGUAUGAAUACUUAUAAAAAUUCAGAAACUCCACUCCUUUCAGCAUGGAAGGCUAAGUCUGGUUUGGAACAAAUGAGCAGAUAGGCUUGACUAAGUUUAGGAAUAUAAAUGAUGCAUUUGCCUAAUUAGUGUCUAUGUGUUGAGUUGAGUUGUUCUUGUGUUGCCCACUCUAUGCACUGAGAAAGUAUAUUUCUCUAUAUCAAACUACUAUUGUGCCAUUUGCUGAUGGUUUGAAUAAGAAAAUUCAUGUUUCUUUUUGUA